AUGACGAGUAGUAAUAUUAAUACUAUAACUAAUAAUAUAAGUGUUAUUAUCAAGAAGACUAGUUUAUCUUACUUUGAUAGUCCGAAGAAUAAAAUUAACAACAACAAUAAUAAUAUUUUGACGGAGAAUUCAAAUAUCCUUCAAACUAACAAACUCCCAAGACUUCCUGAUCGUUCUCUAACAACUAGAAACUACGGUGCCGCUCCAAAUAUGCAAAGAGGAAACUAUAAUAAUGUUCAUCAACGUUGUGAUGAUUUUAUUAUAGAGAUAGAACCUUAUUCUUAUUCUCCUGUUGCCUUUGGAGGUUGUAAUUUAUCUUAUAAUACUGGUGGUACUUCUACUAUGACUACUACAAUGUCUCCUCAUUCAUCAACUGCUUUAAUGAAUUCGACCAAUUCUCCAUCGUCAAUAUCUGAUGGUCAAUCUUUAUCUAUGAUAACUGCUAACAGAUUACGUGACUUUGAAUCUCAUAUACAUUAUCAAUCUGAACAACUUAAAUCAAUACUUUGGGAACGUGAUGAUUUAAAAUAUCGUAAUAAUAAUCUUGAAGUCCAAGUGAAAAAGAUGCGUGAACAACUAAAUUAUUUUGAUAAAUUAUUUAAAGAACGCGAGAAUUUAAAAAUGCAAAAUGAAAGUUUACACAACAACUUAAAACAACUUCAAUCUAUCGUCGUUCAAUCCAAUAAAGAACGUGAUGAUACAAGAGGAAAAUAUCAAUUAUUGGAAUUAUAUAUAAAAGCUUUACGAUUACGAAAACAAAAUGAUAAUCUUGCUGCUGGUAUGGGUCGUUUACAAGAUGAGCUAAAUUUUUUCAUAAAACAACGUGAUGAAUUAUCAUCAGAAAAUCUUCUACUAAUUUCUAAAUCCGAUUUAAUAUUAAAUAAAUCAGAUCAAAUCCAACAACAAAAUUCCGAAUUGGUUUUAGAAUUAGAAAAUCAACAAAAAGAAUAUGAGAAAUUAAGAGAACAACGUGAUGAAGUGAAAUUACAAAAUUACACUCUAAUAUCUGAAAACGAUCGAUUACAAAAUCAAUUGACAAAAUAUUUAAAUGAAAUGUUAAUACUGCGACAAUCUGAUAGUACGGCUUCUGUAAGUACAGUAUCAGAAUUUGCUAAUAGUGAAUUUGGUGAUGAAGACGAAGAUUGUCAAAGCAUCACGACUGUUACCUCGAUAGAGCAACUUGAACAACAAGAAAACAAAGAACAUACGGACGCAAAACUUGGAAUUAUAAAUCAAUAUGACGAUAUCUCUACUUCAUCCGAGCUUAUAAGAAAGAAUAAUUAUGAAUUGUUAGAGAAAUUACAUAAUCAAUUGGACACAAUUAUUCUUCAACGUGAUUAUUUACUCAAUGAAAAUAGUUCAUUAAAAUCUCAACUAGAAAACUUACAAAAAGAACGAAACGAUAUAUUAUCUAAGAAUGAUUCUUUAAAUUCGCAACAUGAACAAUUAAAAACUGAAUGUAUACAAAUUCGACAACAUCGUGAUGAGCUUUCUAGUCAAAACGAUCUCAUCAAAUCUGAUAAUUAUUCACUGAUUACUCAACUUGAAAAUCAACAAAGUGAAUGCAAUCUUAUUUGUGAACGUCGUGAUGAACUAGAUAAAGAUCUUAAAGAUGCAAUGGCCAACAAUAAUAAUUUGAUUUUACAAAUGGAAAAAUUUCAAAUAGAUAUUGAUACAAUUAGCAAAGAUAAUUAUGAAUUAAAAAAUAAAAAUACGUUAGAAACAUCAAAAUUGUUCCAAUUACAAACGGAAUUGUCUACUUUAACUCAAAAAAAUGAAAAAUUAUCAAAUGAAAAAAAUUCUUUAACAUCACAACUUGAACAAACAAGAAUAGAUUACGAUCAACAACAAGGAAAAUUAUUAUCAAAAAAUUCCAUGAUAUCAUCUCAAUUAGUGCAAUUACAAGAAGAAUUAAAUGCUUUCCGUCAAAAUUAUGAUGAGUCGGAAAUUAAUAAUAAUAUUUUGAGAUCUCAAAUAAAACAAUUGCAAACAGAAUUAGAACAAAUGUCACUAAAUCGUGAUGAAAAUAAUCAUUUACGAGAACGUGAGUUGAAAAAGUUGCAAGAUUAUGAUAGCAUUAUGAAUGAAAGAGAUGAAUUGAAAAAUCAAAUGGCAUUAUUGAUUUCACAAAAUGAGCAAUUAAAAGAAGGAAAUAAUAAUUUAAAUUGUCAACGAGAUGUUGAGUCAAAUCAAGAUAUUGAAAUUGAAAUUAUUCGAAAAAAGAGCGAAACUACUACUGUUGCGACUAAUUCCCCACGGCAAUCUAUGUAUAUCACUCAACCAAUAUCAAAAAGAGCGUCACUUUAUAAUGAUAAAUCUUAUGAAGAUUCAGGAAUUUUUGUUUCUCGGCAAGUUUCUCCCGUUCCAACACAAUAUAAUAUUAUUUCUGGACAAUAUUACGAAGAUCAAAAUAAUAAUCGUAGAACUUCUUUAUAUAAUAGAUAUUCUAAAAAAAUGAGUCAAGAAUCACUUAGGUCACUAGCAAGUACGACUUCAAAUAUGGCACCAUCUGUACAUACGAUUGGAUCUACAAAUGUAAGUCGGAGAAGUAGUAUGUAUAAUGUUACAAAACCUUUACCAAGUAUUCCCGGUAAAGAACAAACCUCACCUACAAAAUCAUCAUCAGCAACUAAUGAUACUCUAAGUAAAAAAUCGAUAAAAUUAUCUGGUAGACUUAGUGGUUCUCUUAGAAAUAAAUCGCAAAAACCAAUACCCACGUGUCAACAUUGUGAACAAAGACCAUGCAAAAAGAAUUUUACUGGAUAUUCAAAAUAUUGUUCUUCUAAUUGCAGAAGCUUGGCAAAACAAGAAGAACUAAUAAGUUCGUUAUAUCCAGAGUUGACUGUAUAUCCUUCACAUAUUACGGCCAGAUUUAUAUUUUAUCGAUAUCUUGUAUAA
Molecule: messenger RNA, 2898 nt
Organism: Diversispora eburnea
Lineage: Eukaryota; Fungi; Glomeromycota; Glomeromycetes; Diversisporales; Diversisporaceae
Source: the annotation of a GenBank genome assembly